Daphnia magna is the source of this 867-nucleotide messenger RNA. RefSeq names its product transmembrane protein 70 homolog, mitochondrial. The coding region runs from base 73 to 741 and encodes 222 amino acids. Gene Ontology annotation, cellular component: mitochondrial membrane. NCBI's taxonomy places the organism in Eukaryota, Metazoa, Arthropoda, Branchiopoda, Diplostraca, Daphniidae. The transcript has 4 exons. Gene Ontology annotation, biological process: mitochondrial proton-transporting ATP synthase complex assembly. The record is from RefSeq and is a predicted model, not a curated record.
CCCGAAUCGGCACGAAAGGAGAAGACGAAGACGAGAACCGGGAAUUUUAUAAACAAGUGCCAAGCGGUUGUCAUGGCAACGUUUACAAUGGCGAUUUUACAGUCAAUCACGUUUUCAGCAUGUGUUCAUCGACAAAGGUUUUUGGCAAGAGUUUCUCUGCCAAGUUUGCAAAGAUUCACUUAUGGAACAGAAUCGUUUAAGGAUGAAGAUUACGAUGCCCCCACAGCCGCACCAGAUGUGCCCCACCAAAUCUAUAAAGGAAUGCUCACAAAACAAGUCAGAGCUGUAAAAACUUUUUCCUUUGGUACUAGCUUAAUAGGCAUUGGUAUGCAACCUAUACUUUAUGAGCAUAUGUCUGCACCCGAAAGCAGCUUACCUCUAAUGGUUGCAAUUUAUUCAGCUGUUGGAAUAUUCACUUUUGUUACUCCAUUUCUCAUUCACUUUGUUACAAAGAAAUAUGUCACUGACAUAAUUUUUGAGCCAGCAACAAAGAAAUAUCAAGCAUCAGUUUACAGAUUUUUACCAACAAAAAGAAAGAUCAACUUCAAACUGGAAGAUAUAUCAGUACCUGAUGUUCCAGGAGCAUUCACUACACUUUGUGUGAAAAAUAUCCCAUUGUUGUGCAUCCCGAGUGACUUCCUGUAUCCAGAACAUUACAUCAAAUUCAUGGGUUAUGACAAACCUGUAGAUUAUCAGCUUAGUACUCCAAAGGAACAAAAUAAGGAAAACACCAAAUCUUAAGGAGGUACUUUGCGUAAAUGUAAUAAUAAAUUUGUUGCAAGUAAAAAACAAUACCACAGUGAGUUUUCAAAAACUUUCUUGUACUAUGUGAGGAAGUUAAGAUACAGUGACAAGUCAGAUUUUCAA